CGGAUGAGCACCCUUCCCUUCCUCUUCUUGGCCGGGCUGCUGUGUCUUCCUUCCGGCUUGCCGAAGAAAGUUGAGGAGGGUUCAGCGGCAACUGGGCUUUUACACAAUGGACAGCCAGGGAAGGAAAGUAGUGGUCUGUGACAAUGGAACCGGGUUUGUCAAGUGCGGCUAUGCAGGCUCCAACUUCCCAGAGCACAUCUUCCCUGCGCUUGUUGGGAGGCCCAUCAUCCGCUCCACAGCCAAAGUGGGAAACAUUGAGAUCAAGAAUUCCCAGAAGAUGGACUUGAUGGUGGGAGACGAGGCCAGCGAGCUGCGCUCCAUGCUGGAGGUGAACUACCCCAUGGAGAACGGCAUUGUCCGGAACUGGGAUGACAUGAAGCACCUUUGGGACUACACCUUCGGCCCGGAGAAGCUCAACAUCGAGUCUCGCAACUGCAAGAUCCUGCUGACCGAACCCCCCAUGAACCCCACCAAAAACCGGGAGAAAAUCAUCGAGGUGAUGUUUGAGACCUACCAGUUUGCAGGAGUCUACAUCGCUAUCCAGGCUGUCCUGACACUGUAUGCCCAGGGCCUUCUGACUGGUGUGGUGGUGGACUCGGGCGAUGGUGUGACACACAUCUGUCCAGUGUAUGAGGGUUUCAGUCUGCCCCACCUGACACGACGUCUGGACAUCGCAGGCAGGGACAUCACCCGCUACCUCAUAAAGCUGCUGUUGUUGAGGGGCUACGCCUUCAACCAUUCUGCAGACUUUGAGACGGUUCGCAUGAUGAAGGAGAAGCUGUGCUACGUGGGCUACAACAUCGAGCAGGAGCAGAAGCUGGCUCUGGAGACCACUGUGUUGGUGGAGUCUUAUACGCUGCCAGAUGGCCGUGUGAUCAAGGUGGGAGGAGAGCGCUUUGAGGCCCCUGAGGCUCUGUUCCAGCCCCACCUCAUCAACGUGGAGGGCGUCGGAGUGGCCGAGCUCCUCUUCAACACCAUCCAGGCCGCUGACAUAGACACCAGGCCUGAGUUCUACAAACACAUCGUGUUGUCGGGAGGAUCCACCAUGUACCCAGGGCUGCCGUCCCGACUGGAGAGGGAACUGAAGCAGCUGUACUUGGAGCGCGUGCUCAAGGGAGACGUGGACAAACUUUCGAAAUUUAAGAUCCGGAUUGAGGAUCCUCCCAGGCGAAAGCACAUGGUGUUCCUGGGUGGAGCGGUGCUGGCCGACAUCAUGAAGGACAAGGACAACUUCUGGCUGACCCGGGAGGAGUACCAGGAGAAAGGAGUCCGCGUGCUGGAAAAACUCGGAGUCACCGUCAGAUAAAGCACCGGGACGGACAGAACAGCCGCACACCUGAAAACACAGAUUCACAAACACACAUUUCCUCCAUUCGCCCUUAUUGCAGAGUUUAUAUCUAUUUAUCCCUCUUUUUUUUUCUUUUUCCUAAAUGUAUCAGCUGCUCUUGAAUUUUCCUCAAACAUCUGAAAGUAUCAAGAGUUUACCUCUCUCUCUUCCCCUUCCUCUUCUCUUCUCUCCUCCUUCCUCUUUUCCUUUCUUCUCCUGUUCGAGGAUUGGCUCAAAACUGGUCUAGGAAGCCUCCCACAACCCCGCGAAGUAACUUCCUGCUUCGUGAUUUGAAAUGUUUUAUUUUUACUGUGUUUUUGUUUGUUUUUUUCCAUGGUGGAGAUGCUCACCUGGUAAAUGGGUCAUUCCACCAGCUUCAGGCCUUUUAGGAGGAUUAAAACGAUGCAAAGUCUCAAACUCAUAACGUCGCAUUCACAGCCCAUCACAAACAGCCACGGCCGCUUUCAGCAUCUGUUAUAGGCGAGCGCGAACUGAUCACAUUUUUUUUUUUUAAUAUAUAUAUAUAUAAAUAUAUAUAUAAAU
Poecilia latipinna (sailfin molly) is the source of this 1870-nucleotide messenger RNA. RefSeq names its product actin related protein 2. The transcript has 10 exons. NCBI's taxonomy places the organism in Eukaryota, Metazoa, Chordata, Actinopteri, Cyprinodontiformes, Poeciliidae. The record is from RefSeq and is a predicted model, not a curated record. Bases 107 to 1306 code for a protein of 399 amino acids.